Molecule: messenger RNA, 900 nt
Organism: Fusarium keratoplasticum
Lineage: Eukaryota; Fungi; Ascomycota; Sordariomycetes; Hypocreales; Nectriaceae
Product: RRNA-processing protein EFG1
Exons: 2
Coding region: 1-900 (299 amino acids)
Biological process (GO): maturation of SSU-rRNA from tricistronic rRNA transcript (SSU-rRNA, 5.8S rRNA, LSU-rRNA)
Cellular component (GO): preribosome, small subunit precursor; nucleolus
Source: RefSeq, a predicted model, not a curated record
AUGGCUCCGAAGCGAGACUUUGAAGAACUUGGCUCCCCUGGGCCUGAUCAAGAAGGCUUCAAUGGUGCGGCCAAGAAGCGCAAGCACAACACAAAGACAAAGCAUAGGCCGAACGAGGGAACGUCAGGAUGGGCCAAGAAGCGGACGCGCACGAUCGAGCGACUUCUCAAGCGGAACCACGACCUUCCCGCCAACGUCCACAAUGACCUCGAACGCGAGCUGGCCGCUCUCAAGGCCACCGUCUCCGACAAGGCUUUCCAGAAGAAACGAAGCGCCAUGAUCUCGAAAUACCACAUGGUUCGCUUCUUUGAACGGAAGAAGGCAUCGCGAUUGGCAAAGCAACUGCGCAAGAAGAUUGAAGAAACAGAGGCCCCGGAAGAGCUCGAGGAAUUGAAACGGGAUCUCCACAUCGCCGAGGUUGACGAAGCAUACACUCAACACUUUCCCCACGCCGAAACCUAUAUCAGUCUGUACCCCGUCGACAAACGGGAGAAGGAGGCCGACGAUGACAAGAACGAUUACACACCACUGAAGCAGCGAGGUCUGCUGCAUACGGAGCGGCCCCCAAUCUGGUCCGAGGUCGAGCAGGCAUUGAAGGAGGGGCCCAGUGCGCUACGAGAGUUGAGGGAGAGACGGUCACCGGGUGGUGUGGAGGAAGAAACCAAGCCUCAGCGCCGCGAGAACAAGCCCAAGGCGCAGGCCAACGUUGGCAAGCCUGUGGCAAAGACGCAACCAAAGCAGCAGACAUUCAAGGACAAGAGCACAUCGAACAACAAGGACGAUUCGGGGGCCACGAUGAACCGCAGAGAGCGCCGGCGACUGAUGCAUCAAAACAAGCAACCAGUCGUGAAGAGCGACGACGACGACAGCGAUGGGGGCGGCUUCUUCGAGGAGGACUAA